Messenger RNA from Acipenser ruthenus (sterlet), 1354 nucleotides. RefSeq lists its product as uncharacterized. Lineage: Eukaryota; Metazoa; Chordata; Actinopteri; Acipenseriformes; Acipenseridae. Gene Ontology annotation, biological process: proteolysis. Gene Ontology annotation, molecular function: aspartic-type endopeptidase activity. Bases 8 to 1354 code for a protein of 448 amino acids. The record is from RefSeq and is a predicted model, not a curated record. The transcript has 3 exons.
GGUCAGCAUGGUGAGAAGCCAGGAGAAGAAAAAUAUGGUUCCUGCUGCAAGCCUGACUCUGCUGAUCGUGGAUGUAGGCGUUCGAGGGCUCCAAGGGCCUGCAGUCCUGGACACUGGGAGCACCUUCACUCUGAUGAGAGAGAGUCUCUGGAGGAAGAUAGCUCAUCCAGGGGAAGAGCUGGAGUCUGCACAGGACCAGUAUUUCAUGCUGGCGGAUGGACAGUCACACCAGGCCAAAGGUCAAGUUCGCCUCACUUACCUUCUCCACGGAGAGAUCUGGUUUCUAGGCACAUAUGUCCUACAGGAUCAUCACCUGACGUUUCCCCUUGUUCUAGGCUUGGAUUUCUUGGAGAAAACUCAUACCCAGAUUGACAUUGUCAAUAGGCAGUAUGGUGUCAAACAUCAGAAGGAUUUCUCCUACCAUCCUUUUUUGCCACGGUAUGAGGGGGAAGCUUCCUGGGACAGGUCCUUAUCGAGUGUCAGCCUCUACUUCCAUACAUCUUGCCAGCCACCUACCACCUCUGAUCCAAAACCAUGCCAACCGGCGAAGGUGACCAUGACCAUCACCUCAGCUGAACCAUCUCCUGUCGAGCAACAACUCCAGAACCUCCAGCAAAAGUGGUCUUCAGUCUGCACUGAUAAGUUGGGAAUGACAACAGUCACCCGUCACUCCAUCUCCACUGAGGACAAAGUCCCUGUUCGGGGUCGACUGUAUAGAGCGUCUCCACUGAAGAAGGCUUUAAUCAAGGAACACGUCCAAGACAUGCUGCUGGACGGAGUUAUAGAACCAUCUAACUCCCCAUGGUCCUCUCCAGUGGUGCUCACAGAGAAGAAAGAUGGUGGUUACAGGUUCUGUGUGGACUACAGAAAGCUGAAUGCAAAGACUGUCUUUGAUGCAUAUCCCAUGCCCCUCAUUCAUGACAUCCUGGAGUCCCUGAGUGGUGCUGCGGUAUUCAGUUCCCUUGAUCUACGCUCAGGUUACUGGCAAGUGGCGAUGGACUCAGCAAGUAGAGCGAAGACUGCGUUUACCACACCCUUUGGUUUUUAUCAAUUUAAUGUAAUGCCAUUUGGGUUAAAAAAUGCUGCAGCCACUUUUCAACGGCUGAUGGAGAGAGUGUGUUACUGUUUCGGUACCGAGUGCAUCGAGUUGAUGCUGAGUGUCAGCGCUGAGAGUACUGUGUCAGCGCCGAGUGUCAACGCCGAGCGCACCGUAUCGGCACUGAGUGUGUACCGAGUGUCAAUGCUGAGCGCACCAUAUCGGCAACGAGUCUUGUUCCCCCUCACCUUCCCCCCCUCCAAAGUGGAGGAGGAAGAAAGCCCACCGAUCACGUUCGGCAGGCAGGAGGCAGAUUGA